CGCUUGUAAAAAAGGUGCCGAAGAUGUUGAAAAGACGGACCAGCGGGACACCGUGGCAUGCUACGAUGACAAGGUUCCUUGUGUUUUCGCUACCACAGCCGGAAUCACAAAAACUUGUGUGACAACUACUUCCGACGUGGCAGCGUCGCCAUCUUCGGGGGUCAUUGACAGCGACGUGCCCUGCGAUGGUGUGAAGACUACCGCUGCAACCGGUACGGCUACUACCAAAAAUGUCAACAACGUGCUUGGGCUUGCUUGUUCUACGCCACCAGAUGAACGACCAGAAGCGCCUUUGAAAUUUUCCGAGACGAUGAAACAAGAGGAGGCUGUCCAUGUCAUCUCAUCGCACGAGGUACAGAUCGAAGCCGCCGCUUUUCCAGCGAUCUCCACCCCGGCCGACCGCGAAUUUGUUUCUCC
Amoebophrya sp. A120 is the source of this 417-nucleotide messenger RNA. NCBI's taxonomy places the organism in Eukaryota, Dinophyceae, Syndiniales, Amoebophryaceae. The record is from the annotation of a GenBank genome assembly.